Molecule: messenger RNA, 2273 nt
Organism: Verruconis gallopava
Lineage: Eukaryota; Fungi; Ascomycota; Dothideomycetes; Venturiales; Sympoventuriaceae
Exons: 2
Coding region: 224-2035 (603 amino acids)
Biological process (GO): cell wall organization
Cellular component (GO): extracellular region; cell surface; fungal-type cell wall
Molecular function (GO): glucan endo-1,3-beta-D-glucosidase activity; 1,3-beta-glucanosyltransferase activity
Source: RefSeq, a predicted model, not a curated record
UAUGGUAAUUUCCCGUGCUUCUCUUAUUGUUAUCCCCUCGUCGUCGCUCGUUCAUAUCCCUUCCUUUCUCGCAUUGCUCGUUCAACCAGAGCUGUCGUUCGCAAUCUCUCCUCAUAUACUCCCACCACCGCUUCACUCGUUCAGCGGGCGCUCGUUGCUGUUUGCAUUGUGUUUCUUUGCAUUUUACGAUCUCGUAACGCGUUUUCCGACCUCAGCAUAAACAAUGAAGGCGGGCAUCGUCGCGUUGGCGGCGGCAUCCCUCGUCGGAUCUGCCGUCGCCGCUCCAGACUACUGGCCCGCAGCCAGCAGCAGCAGCCCAGCCGCCCCCGUCAAGCCGACAACGACCGAGGAAUGCGAAGAGGAGGCAACCUCGUCGGCAGCUGGUUACUGGCCAGCUCAUGCAAGCUCUUCGUCCGUGGCUUCGUGGAGCGCGAAGGCGUGGCCAAGCUCAGUCGCGAGCUCGUCGUCCGCUGGCUCAUGGCCAGUGAAGCCGGUGAAGAGCUCUUCGGCCAGCGCCUGGGCUGUGCCGUCUUACUUCGAGACUGCCUGGGGCUGCUGCAAGACGGUUGUUACGGUCACUGAGUACGGUAGCAUGGCCGCCAAGCCCACCGUGUGGUCAACUGCCAGCCCGGUCAGCCCGGUUCCGGUUCCAGUGGUGACGGCCUGGCCAAGCGCAGGUGUCUACACCCAAGAGGCGGUCACCGUGACCUUGACCAACACCGUGACCGUUGUGGCGCACAAGUCGCAGGCUCUCACCUCCGGAACGAACGUCUGGGGCGGUUCCUCCGUGACCGUGACCGCGCCAACCACCGUGUCUUGCGGCUAUGUUGCUCACACCACAAGCGGCAGCGUCCUCUCCGAGUACGUUGCCUGGACCACUCUGGGCUGCGAGUCUGCUGGCGUCUACACCUGCGUUCCUGCUGCGACCUCCUCGUGCAGCGAGGAAACCACCAUCACCUGGGCUGUUCCUACUGAGUACGCGCCAGGCACCUGGACCCUCCCCGCUACCACUGUGACCGCCACUGCGUCUGGCCAAAUCUGGGAAUGCCCGUUCGAGCAGGCGAAGCCAACCACCUCUAGCACCCCCGCUGCCCCAGUCGUCCAGCCUACAUGGUCCUCCCCAGCUUACGUUGCGCCCGCAUCCCCGAGCGCAACUUGGGCUGCCCCAGCCGCUUCCUCCAGCCCAGCCACCAGCUACGGCAGCGGUAGCGGUAGCAGCAUUUCCACCAACGGCAACAAGUGGGCCAUGACCUAUACCCCGUACACCACUACCGGCCAGUGCAAGACCGCCGCCGAGGUCGACUCCGACCUGGCGAGCAUUAAGAGCUACGGCUUCACCACUGUCCGUCUCUACGCUACCGACUGCAGCGGCCUCGUCAACGUUGGUGCUUCGGCCAAGAGCCACGGCUUGAAGAUCAUCCUUGGUGUCUUCAUUGAAAGCAGUGGUCUCAGCGCUGCUUGGAGCCAGGUUGAGGAGAUUGCCACCUGGGGCUCCGCAGGCAACUGGGACAACGUUGUCAUGAUCGUUGUCGGCAAUGAGGCCGUCUUCAACGGCUACUGCAGCGCCAGCGACCUCGCCGCGUUCAUCACCAAGGCCAAGGGUACAUGGAGUGCUGCUGGCUACAGCGGCUGGGUCACAACCACCGAGCCGGUCAACAUCAUCCAGCAAUACGCCUCGACCCUUUGCUCGGUCGUCGAUGUUGCCGCUGCAAACAUUCAGCCUUUCUUCACCUCGUCCGUCACCUCGUCUUCAGCUGGUGACUUUGUCGCUGGCCAAAUUGCCCUCGUGGAAGCUGCUUGUGGCAAGACCGCCUACAACUUGGAGUGUGGCUGGCCAAGCGCAGGCAGCAGCAAUGGUGCUGCUGUUCCAUCCAAGUCUGAUCAGAAGACAGCCAUCACCGAUAUCUUGGCCAAGGCAGGUGACAAGACUGCCAUCUUCAGCUUCGAGAACGAUGCCUGGAAGGAUGCUGGCGCGUUCGGCGUUGAGCAGAACUUUGGCUGCUCUGAUCUGUUUGGCAGCUCAAGCUCGUACUAAGCUAUGGGUUGUUGAAAGAUGAUAGGCGAGGACAAGCAUGCGCUCGGAGAUGCAUUGAUGAGCGAAAACCAUUCGAGAUUAAUGUAAAUGUAAAGUUUAGUGUUUAGUGUUUGAAUCAUUUUGUCUCAUAUUUACUUCACUUUUUGUGCGCAAUGUAUAUGUGAGCAUUAUUCGCUUCCCCUUCACCCUGGAGAAACUUCGUAGCGUUAUAGAGCAAUUCAAGAGCGAGUGUUUCAAA